UCUGGGAGAGACCGGCUGACAACAGAUGUGGGGAACAAAAGCGUCCAGCUUUGGCAGGACUCACGGCACCUUCACAGAUUUGACUUUUUAAUGCAGGUUUUCUGUGGCAGCAGCUCGAAAUGUCUCUGAUCCUGACAGCGCUGGACAAGCUGGCCGACUUCCUGUCCCUGAUAGCGCUUUGUGUCAGUGUGUCCUACAGCUGGCUCAAAGCAAACUAGACUAGAUCACACGUUUCCAUGAGGCGACACUGACUAGUUUGUUCAUGGAUUUAUGAGCGAUGAUCCUGAGGUGUGAGUGACGACGCGAGCUGCUUCCCAGAGAUGACGAUGCUGCAGAGCAUCCUGACCGCUGCCCUGCUGCUGUGUGUUUCAUCCAGCGAGGACUUUGACUGGAGCAAAAAAGAGAGAACGCCUUUCUAUUACGGCACCUUCCCAACAGGUUUCUCCUGGGGAGCAGGCACUUCUGCCUAUCAAACAGAAGGAGCCUGGAACAUAGACGGCAAAGGAAUCAGCAUCUGGGACGCGUUUGUCCACAAAAAGGGGACGAUACAGUCAAAUGACACAGGAGACUCCUCGUGUGAGGGCUACUACAAAUUCAAGGAGGACAUUAACUUGAUGAAGGACAUGAAGCUGAACCAUUAUCGCUUUUCCAUCUCCUGGCCAAGGAUUUUACCAAGUGGACUGAAAAGCGAUCACAUCAACGAGAAAGGAAUCAAAUAUUACGAUGACCUCAUUAACCUGCUGCUGGACAAUAAGCUCACCCCUGUAGUGACUCUGUACCACUGGGAUUUACCGCAGAUCUUACAGGAGAAAUACGGCGGCUGGCAGAACGGGAGCCUGGUCAAAUACUUCAACGACUUCGCCAAUCUGUGCUUUGAAAGGUUUGGAAACAGAGUCAAGUACUGGGUGACGUUCAGCAAUCCGUGGUCAGUCGCUGUGGAGGGAUAUGAAACCGGAGAACACGCGCCGGGACUCAAGCUGAAGGGAGUUGGAGCUUACAAAGCUGCCCACAACAUCAUCAAGGCCCACGCUACGGUGUGGCACACGUACGACCUCCAGUGGAGAAGCAGGCAAAAAGGCUUCGUUGGGAUCUCACUGACGGCCGACUGGGGUGAACCCGUGGACGUCACCAACCAGAGGGACAUUGAAGCAGCAGAGCGUUACCUCCAGUUCCACCUGGGUUGGUUCGCUGCCCCCGUCUUCCAUGGAGACUACCCCCAGGUCAUGAAGGACUACAUCGGCAGGAAGAGCGGCCAGCAGGGCCUGGGAGCGUCGCGGCUGCCUGUUUUCUCACCUGAGGAGAAGAGUCACAACAAAGGGACCUGCGACUUCCUGGGCCUCGGCCACUUCACCACCCGCUACGUCACGCAGAAGAAUUACCCAUCAGGCCUUGGGGACAGCUACUUCUCAGACCGUGACCUUGCCGAGCUGGUCGACCCUCAGUGGCCCGAUCCUGGUUCUGAAUGGCUCUAUUCUGUUCCCUGGGGUUUCCGACGCUUGCUGAACUUUGUCAAGACUCACUACGGAAACCCCAUGAUCUACGUCACAGAAAACGGAAUAUCAGAGAAAAUGCUGUGCACGGACCUCUGCGAUGACUGGAGGAUGCAGUACUUCAAAGACUAUAUCAAUGAAAUGCUUAAAGCGAUCAAGGACGGGGUGAACGUGAAGGGCUACACCGCCUGGUCUCUCCUCGACAACUUUGAGUGGGAUGAAGGAUAUACUGAGAGGUUUGGUCUCUUCUACGUGGACUUCAGGAACAAGAACAAGCCGCGCUACCCAAAGGCCUCUGUCCAGUACUACAAACGCAUCAUCAGCUCUAACGGCUUCCCCAAUCAGAGAGAGGUGGAGAGUUGGAAGAGGAAAGCUAUUGAGACUUGUUCUUCAAGUAACCAACUCCUGGCUGCAGAUCCGCUGAUAGGCCACAUGGAGAUGGUCACAGAGAUUGUGGUUCCUACAGUGUGCACGCUCUGCAUCCUCCUCACUGCAGUUUUCUUCAUGUUCUUGCUACGUGGACGGCUCUAAAACACACAAUACACAAGAUGACAUGUAGUUUUUAACAGGAGACCAAAUUACUCAGAGUGACUCUAAUGCUGUCAAGAGGUUUGUUGACGUCCUGCUAUUCUGUUUGAAUGAACUCAGAUCAUUAUGAUGAAGUCACCGCAG
Molecule: messenger RNA, 2162 nt
Organism: Betta splendens (Siamese fighting fish)
Lineage: Eukaryota; Metazoa; Chordata; Actinopteri; Anabantiformes; Osphronemidae
Gene: lctla
Product: lactase-like a
Exons: 14
Coding region: 321-2021 (566 amino acids)
Biological process (GO): carbohydrate metabolic process
Molecular function (GO): beta-glucosidase activity
Source: RefSeq, a predicted model, not a curated record